GUCAUGGGAUUUGUUUGGAGCUUUUGGAUACACUCAUGCUCGAUGGGAUGACGGCCACCGCAGACACUUAGUGGAUUUUUCUGGAAUCUGUUUUCGGUUCUUUUCUUCGUUUUUUAACCCGUGUCGUCUUUCCUCUCUCGCUCUCUCUCGCUCUCUCCCGCUCUCUCCCGCUCGCUACGGAUGAAGUUUUUCUUUUUGGGUUUUCCCUUUUAUUUGUUGUUCGAGGAGUGACUCAUCCCAGCUGUUCUCACGUUCCAGGAGAGAGAGAGAGAGAGGGAGCAGAACGGGGAGCGGCGUAAUUGAAAUCUGCUCAUUAUAGAGGGUUGUGUGCGUUACUGUGUUUUUCCGUCGGAGAGAGGGAACACGUUCGCGUCAGAGAGAGAGAGAGAGAGAGAGCGAGAGAGAAGGUGGGGAUAGAGCAUGCUCGAGUAAGAUGAUGAAGGAUUUCUGUGUGUAGAAAAGUUGGUCAGGUUUGACGGUGUGUAUCAGGGUGUGUUGGGUAGAGGAUUUCAAAGGAUGAGCCGUCUGUGAGGAGAUGCGCACACACACACGCACACACACACACUGAGGUGCUGCUGACGGUCUGUCAAACAAGCUCAUUGGAUUAUUAGGGACGGACUGCAGAAAAAAAGGAUUACUGAAAGAGAGAAAGUGCGGCAAAAAGGAGAAAACGAGAGAAGGAUGAGGUACUUUGGCAGGGAGGUGGAGGUGGAUGGAGGCGUGAGGCUGGUGAUGGAGAGCUCUCUGUCAGCGAGGGAUAGGGUGGGUGUGCAGGAUUUCCUGCUUCUGGACAACCACACGAGCGAAGCGGCUUUCAUCGAGAACCUGCGGCGGCGUUAUAAAGAGAACCUCAUAUACACGUAUAUCGGCUCGGUGCUGGUGUCGGUGAAUCCGUACAAAGAGCUCGGAAUCUACUCCAAAGCAAACAUGGAGCGCUACAGAGGAGUCAACUUCUAUGAGAUUUCACCACACAUCUUCGGCUUGGCGGAUAACUCGUACCGUGCCCUGCGCACCACGCGUAAGGAUCAGUGCAUCCUGAUCUCAGGAGAGAGCGGGGCAGGAAAGACAGAGGCAUCGAAAAAAAUCCUGCAGUACUACACCGCAACCUGCCCCACACGCAACAACACACACUCCAUCCGAGAGAGGCUGCUGCAGUCCAUCCCCGUGCUGGAGGCGUUUGGGAACGCCAAAACGUUGCGUAAUGACAACUCCAGCCGCUUCGGAAAAUACAUGGAUUUGCAGUUUGACUACAAGGGUGCCCCGAUCGGCGGCCACAUCCUGAACUACCUUCUGGAGAAGUCUCGGGUGGUGCACCAAAACCACGGAGAGAGGAACUUCCACAUCUUCUACCAGCUGCUGGAGUCAGGGGACAGCUCGCUGCUGACGAGGCUGGGGCUGGACAUGACCAACCCACAGCACUACCGCUACCUGGUGAAGGGCAACUGUCCAAGGGUGAGUACCAUCAGCGAUAAGAGCAGCUGGAAAGCUGUAAGCAAAGGUCUGACCGUCAUUGGCUUCAACGAGGAGGAAGUGGAGGAGCUACUGAAGGUCGUUGCGAGUGUUCUGCAUUUGGGAAACACCCUGUUUGGAGAGGAUGAGUACGGGCAGACACACUUCACCACGGAGACUCCGCUCACAUACCUCACAGAGCUGCUGGGUGUGGAAGGCUCAGCUCUGAGUGAAGCUCUUACUCAUAAGAAGAUUGUUGCUAAAGGAGAGGAGAUGAUUGGCCCGCUGACCCUCGAGCAGGCUCUCUCGGCUCGAGACGCCCUGGCCAAAGCCAUAUAUGGUCGUACUUUUACUUGGCUUGUCCAGAAGAUCAACCAAUCACUGGCCUUUCAGGACGAAGUGUACUACACCAGCAGAUGCUCCUCGGUAAUCGGACUUCUGGACAUCUACGGCUUUGAGGUCUUUCAAAGCAACAGUUUUGAACAGUUCUGUAUCAAUUACUGCAACGAGAAGCUUCAGCAGCUUUUCAUCGAAGUCACGCUGAAGAGCGAGCAAGAGGAGUACGAGGCUGAAGGCAUCGGGUGGGAGUCGGUGGAAUACUUCAACAACAAAAUCAUCUGUGACUUGGUGGAGGAGAAAUUCAAAGGCAUCAUUGCGAUCCUGGAUGAAGAGUGUUUAAGGCCAGGGGACGCCACUGACAUCACCUUCCUGGAGAAGCUCGAGGACAGUCUGGGAGGCCACGCCCAUUUCAUGACACAUAAACUGGCCAAUGGGAAGAGUCGCAAGGCUGUAGGGCGGGAGGAGUUUCGGCUGCUACACUAUGCCGGAGCGGUCAACUACAACGUGAAUGGGUUCCUGGACAAAAAUAAUGACCUUCUGUACAGGAACCUAAAAGAGGUGAUGUGCCAGUCUAGGAAUUCAAUAGUAAAGCAGUGUUUCCAUCCAGAUGAACUGACAGACCAGAGGAGACCAGAAACGGUAACACACACACACACACACACACACACACACACACACACACACACACACACUACUACUACUACUACUCUCUCUCUCUCUCUCUCUCUCUCUCUCUCUCUGAGCCAGCUUUUGUGUUUCCAGGCUGCUACCCAGUUUAAGCUGAGUUUGGCCAAGCUAAUGGAGAUUCUGAUGUCUAAGGAGCCGUCAUACGUCCGCUGCAUCAAACCCACUGAUACCAAACAACCAGAAAGGUUUGAGGAGGUGUUGGUCAGACACCAGGUGAAGUACCUGGGCUUGAUGGAGAAUCUGAGAGUAAGAAGAGCAGGAUUUGCAUACAGACGAAGCUUCGAGGCCUUCCUACAAAGGUAUAAACCUCUGUGUCCAGACACUUGGCCAAACUGGCAGGGAAAACUAUCAGAUGGUGUCUCUACCCUAGUCAAACACCUGGACUACAAACCAGAGGAGUACAAACUGGGCAGGUCCAAAAUCUUCAUCCGUUUCCCAAAAACACUCUUCCGGACUGAGGACGCUCUGGAGCUCAAGAAACCAACCAUCGCUAUCACAUUACAGAAAUGCUGGAGAGGCUACAGGGAAUGGGCCAAAUACCAACGCAUCAGACAUGCAACAAUCACGAUCCAGUCAUGGUGGAGGGGGGUCAAAGGGCGCAGGAGAGCCAAACGCCGCAGACAAGCAGUAGACACCAUCCGCACGUUAAUAAAAGGCUUCAUUCUGAGGCACGAGCCUCGUUGUCCCGAUAACGAGUAUUUCUUGGACCAUGUACGCUUCUCAUAUCUGAUGACCAUCAAGAGGAACCUACCAAAGAGUGUUCUGGACAGGACUUGGCCAGUACCACCACCGUCACUCGAAGAGGCCUCGGUGUACAUCCACCGUCUGUGUAUACGCAACAUGGUGAAUGACUACUGCAGGAAAAUCCAACCCGAGUGGAAGAACCAGUUGGAGCAGAAGGUUGUAGCCAGUGGUAUGUUUAGGGGUCAGAAGGACAGCUACCCUCAAAGUGUCCCUAGGCUUUUUGUGGGCACCAGGCUGGAGAACGAAGAGAUCAAUCUGAAAGUGCGACAGACUCUCGGAAGUGAAAACAAAGUGAAGUAUGGUGUGCCAGUCAUCAAGUACGACCGGCACGGAUACCGUGCCAGGCCGCGGCAGCUGCUGAUGACCGGCUCCUCUGUUGUCCUUGUUCAGGAGUCGAAAAUCAAGCAGCGCAUUGACUACGGUUCACUGCUGGGCAUCUCAGUCAGUUCCCUCAGUGAUGGCUUUUUUGUCCUGCAUGUGCCCACUGCUGACAGCAAGCAGAAGGGCGACCUGGUGCUGCAGAGUGACCACGUGAUCGAGGCCGUCACCAAACUGGCUGUCAUGUCGGACAAGAUACACGUCGUCAACGUCAGUCAGGACAGUAUUAGGUUUGCAAUAGCCCGGGGCAAAGAGGGCAUCAUUGACUUCACCUGUGGGGCAGAACUACGAGUGGUCAAAGCCAAGAAUGGACACCUGGCUGUGACGGCCCCACGAAUCAACAGCAGCGUAUGAUCGCGUGUCGACCAAUCACCGCUCACUAUGAAGAAGCGUUCAUCACGGUGGACCGAUCACACACUGAAGAAUAAUCUGCUUAUGCCAAUCGCCACACAGUCGCCACACUUUAUAACAGACUGUCACGCUGAAGUGAAAGUUAAGCUCGUGUUUUGUUUUGAUAAUUCGUUCCAAACGAGCGCCACCUAACGUUUAAACCUUUCUUUUUCUUUUUUAAAAAAAAAUGAUUAUAAUUGUUUGAUUUGAUUUUCACAGUAAAAGCACUUAGCAUCCAGACUAAUGAAAUGAAUUCUUCACCAGUUAUGAUGAUUGUUUUAGUUCAUACAGACUUUUAAACUUUUUUUUAAUGAUGCUCUGUGACUUUUACACACGCCGUGUAAUUAGCCUGAAAAUCUCGCACUUUCUUUAUUGUCUUCGGUGGAGUGCAGAGGACAAGCUUUAAGACAUCUGUUACAUGUUAUUCUGAGUCAGUAAACCACAGUUCACUUCCUGUAUUCAUUUCCUUUCCCCUUGCUUGCUGGCACCGGAGGCGAGAUUGCAACGCGGGUCUGAAACACGGCGUACUGUACAGUCAAAGGGCCGAGUGUGUUUAACGUGUAGAGUGCAGGAAGUUCACAAAUCCUUCCAUCCAUUUGGCAGUGUCAGGACGUGUGACGAAGGACGACGAGCGGAUCUCUAUCUCCUAUGUUGGAAGGUGAGGAGAAGCGAGCUGUUAGAAACGGUGACGUUGCUACAAGUUUCGACCAGGUGACCAGAAACAAGCGCAAGAUAGUUUCAGGAAGGACAGAAUGAGUCAAGACGAAGUCUUGGAGCAAGUGUAAUUAUUCAGCAGGGCUACAUCACCGCUCAGAAAUCCAACUCAAGCUGUCAGACCUGUUUAGAGUCUUAAUACAAGUACUAACACACGUUUACCUCAGCUGGUCUACCGCAGAGCAAAAGAAGACGUCUAGAUAGAUCUCUACACGUGCUUGCACUCAUAGGGAAACAGCUGAACGAGGGAAACCGUUCUAACAAAGAAACAAACAACAACCUUUCAUAACUGUGAAGGCUUUAAAAGAAGCAAUUUGUCAAGAAUUCUUGAGUAAUCUCUAAAUAAAUUCCAAAAAUGCCCAAA
This is a messenger RNA of Ictalurus punctatus (channel catfish), 5065 nucleotides long. RefSeq names its product myosin Ic, paralog a (gene myo1ca). Lineage: Eukaryota; Metazoa; Chordata; Actinopteri; Siluriformes; Ictaluridae. The record is from RefSeq and is a predicted model, not a curated record. Gene Ontology annotation, biological process: vesicle transport along actin filament; actin filament organization. Gene Ontology annotation, cellular component: cytoplasm; microvillus; actin cytoskeleton. Gene Ontology annotation, molecular function: microfilament motor activity; ATP binding; actin filament binding. Bases 682 to 3951 code for a protein of 1089 amino acids. The transcript has 31 exons.